AUGGCGGCGUCCGCGGCCUCCGCAGCCUCGAUGGCCGUGUCCCGGCCCAUAAAGGGGAUCCUGAAGAACAAGAGCUCUGCGAUUUCUUCUGUGGUGACCUCCAAUGAAGAGCAGCCCGGCAGGAGUGUCGAGGAACAGAGGAAAAAGUCCCAGAGGUGGGAUGAAAUGAGCAUCCUGGCGACAUAUCACCCAGCAGACAAAGACUAUGGUUUAAUGAAAACAGAUGAACCAAGCACUCCGUACCAUCGUAUGGUAGGUGGUCAUGACGAUGCAAUGGGUGACUCAGAAACCACUCAAGCCCUGACCCCAGACAGACUGGCUAAGAAACUGGCUGCUGCUGAGGGCUCGGACCCCAAGUAUCGGGUACAUGAACAAGAAAGCAGUGAUGAAGACUGUGACUUCUCACCUGAGGAACAAGAAAAAAAGCGACAGUUUGAAAUGAAAAGGAAGCUUCACUGCAAUGAAGGACUGAAUAUUAAAUUAGGUAGGCAAUUAAGUUCUAAAACCCUAGAUAAUGAUGAGGAAGAUGAAGAAAUGUCAGAGACUACAGCUGGAGAAAGUAUGAAUAUGAAAAAAUCAAAUCAAGGAUCUACUACGGGUGACCAACUGCAAACCAAAUCACAGAGUUCAAUAGAAGAGAUUUGUUCAACACUGUAA
Molecule: messenger RNA, 657 nt
Organism: Pteronotus mesoamericanus
Lineage: Eukaryota; Metazoa; Chordata; Mammalia; Chiroptera; Mormoopidae
Product: protein phosphatase inhibitor 2-like
Exons: 2
Coding region: 1-657 (218 amino acids)
Biological process (GO): regulation of signal transduction
Molecular function (GO): protein phosphatase inhibitor activity
Source: RefSeq, a predicted model, not a curated record